This is a messenger RNA of Diprion similis, 2410 nucleotides long. RefSeq names its product single Ig IL-1-related receptor-like. Lineage: Eukaryota; Metazoa; Arthropoda; Insecta; Hymenoptera; Diprionidae. The record is from RefSeq and is a predicted model, not a curated record. The transcript has 7 exons. Bases 680 to 2191 code for a protein of 503 amino acids.
CGCAGAACGAUCGUAAUCGUCCGAAAAUAACGCAUUUCCAACAUCGCAUCGUUACGCAGAAGUGAGAGGGGGGAUCGGUCGUGUGCUCAGCCAAGCGAUGCAGGUUACAGCUCCGUCGGUUGUCUGUGUUUUUCACUCGGCGCGGUGUGUUUAACGACAAAUAGCGGACGAGAAGCGGCAAAACGUGCAUAGAAACCGAUGUGUAUCCAGCGCAUCCGUCGUCGUUAGGCAUACAUCAAGGUGGUCACGUCCCUUCUUCUUCCCCGAGUGCACACCGGCGAAAAAGAAUAAAUAAAGCAGCCGGUCGUUCUCCCUCUGCGCGUGCACGGGGCGUGGGAAGGACCGAGAUUAAAUCUUGCCGACUGUCUUACCAAUUAGACGCGAAGCGGUAAGUAGUUGAACCAACCGCCCGGCUCUGUGUGUACACAAAUUAUAACCCCGCAUCAACACCGCGUGUCCAAAGAGGAUAAGAAAAGUAAAAGGAUAUCCCGUACGGUCUGUCUAAUACCAACCAGCCAUCUACGUGGGUGAAAUUCUGAAAAUGUAAACUCCUCAGAGAAUAUAAUAAAACUCGAUACUCGGUGUUUGCGCGUUGGAUGGUGAGAGGUGUGUGAUUGAAAGAAAGAACGCGAGAGAGAGAGAGAGACAAAGUGCCUGCAUCGAUCGAGCCUCGUUAAAGAUGCGGAAAACGUCGUCGUCCCACGUGCUAAUCGCGGUCUGCAUCACCGUCUCAGCCUGGACAUGGGCCUUGGCCGAAGAAAGCACGGACACCGUGCUGAUGGACUAUUGUUCGGUGAACAACUUUGAGGGACUCCCGGUGGGACUUGGAUUCACGAAGGAAGUCGUGCACGUCGAAUACGCGAACCUCGGAGCCUUCAAAGCUAUACACUGCUGCCUGAGAGGGUACAGGAGCAUAGAAUGGUACAAAGGCAACAUACCUUAUCCCUGGAAAGGUGACGAUAGUCACUUCAUCCUCUACCCGGAGAGCAAGAACCAGACCAUAUACACCAAGAAUGUUCGACAAUCGGAUGCGGGAAGUUAUUCCUGCCUCGCAAGGAACGACACUACCACCCUUAAUGAGGAAGUCGUUCUCAAAGUCAUAGACGAGGACACCGCCUACACCGGGGAACCAUUGCUUACUUAUAAACCCAGGACUCAGUUCGCACCGCUCGGCGUUCCUGCACGGCUAUUUUGUGAGGCCUAUGUUGGACGUACCCGUCUUCCCGACGUCAGGAACUCCGUCCUGUGGUCCCGGAGCACCACCAACGUGACGGUACCGACCCACGGGAGAAUUUACCAGCACAAAAUUACCAGAGAAAAUAACCAAAUCGUUGGAUCGUAUCUGGUGAUGAAGGAUGUUAGACGUGAAGACUAUGGGGAGUACAAAUGCGAAGUUAGCAACAGUAUCGACCAGCUUAUAGUCAUUACGGCUUCCGUAUCACCGGAAGAAGUGCCAAUACGCGGGAUGCAGGAUGGAUCUUGGCGCAAAGUUUUGCUCCUUGUUGCUCUGGUUGUGAUCUGCACUCUUUCGCUGGGAGCUUUCUACAUUCGUUGCUGGUUACCGUUUGCCCUGUUUUUCCGCGAUCGGUUCUCAACGCUCGAAGAAAAUGAUGGCAAGGAAUGCGACGCGCUUGUCUGUUAUCACGAAAAGGACGCGAGCCUGGCCAUCGGGGUAAUAAUACCGACCUUAGAGUCAAGAUAUUGUUACAAAUGCGCGUCUCUGGAGCUUUCGCAAAUUAGCCGGAAUUGGUCCCUCGAGAUCGGCCCCAAAAGUAAGAUAGCGAGGCGAGUGAUCGUCGUCGUGAGUCCCGACGCGGUGCAGGGAAGCAUCUGGAACGACGCGACCCUACGAACUGUCUUCUGCCAGUUGGCUUCAUUGCACAUGCCAUUGAACCGAGUAAUCGUCGUUGCGCUGAAGGAGCUGCCGAAUUUGCUAACGGUCCCGAAACCCGCGUCGUCACGUCACGUGUACGAGGAAGGGGCUGGCAUCGGACGGGUGAAAUGCUUGAGAUGGUGCAGCAAGGACGGAACGGCGGGCUUUGACAAGUUCUGGUGCAGGUUACGCCUCUGUCUGCCACCCGUUCGCCCUGGCGUUCGAAAGACUCAGCAAUCCGUUGCGCUGAUCGUCCAAGCGAAGAGCGGUACCGAGACCACUGCCAGGUCUCGUGAGAGCCUCGAGGUGCUCGUAUGAUACGUCAGGGCGUUGUGCUGACAUCGGGGAAAUUAUGGCAGGGCUGAAUUGGUGAUUUCACGGAUCGCUGGGAAGGAUCACAACAAGGAUACGAAGUGAAUCGACUUGAUUCGGAACGCUUACGCCGAGGCUGUAGCGCUAUCAUAAUUUUUGAUACUGCUAUUAUAUGUAGUAAUUAUUCCUUCAUCGGACUGCUUAUAAUUUAUGUGGCGUAACAGG